AAUGAAUCGUUAAAAGUAGGUACAGUUACAACUCCCCAAGUGUUGCGCCACACAGAAACACAUCGAAGAACAUUUUUUCUGUUUCCGAGGUAGGACUCCAGAAUAUCCUGCUCUUCCACCUUUUUUCCUGGAUCCUUGCAGAACUUAGAAGCUGGGAACAGUUCUGGAACCACGGCAUGCCUCUUCAACGACGAUAGAGCACAGUCCAUGACGGCGACGAGCAACACAAAAUCGUGAGAUAUGUUUCAAACUUUCAGCGGCAGUUCUCGUCGUCCUCGGCAGGUCAAUCUCUCUGGCCAAAAUGUAAAUCCGUUUGCUGCAAGCGGCUUCGGCCCUUCAGGCUCUGGCACUCAGCAGACUGUGGCACAUGCCCAGCAAGAACGGCAGCAACGACAGCGAGAACGAGAACGGCUGAAUGCCUCAAAGAAGAUACAGCGGGUUUGGAGGGGCCACAAGGUACGAAGAGAGCUGGCAGAGUCUCAACGACUAUCAUGGGAUAGCAUACAAACCGAGAGAGUGGCGGAUCGUUCGGUUUCUGUUGAGCAAAUCAGGCUCUUAGUAGCUUUCUCCAGCUCGAGAAGAAGAGACGACCUCGAAAGAUUGUCGAGUCUAAGCACCAGACUAUCCAACCUUGGCUUCGAAACAGUCCUCGCUCGUGAAGAUGUUCAACCUCUACUCCCUCAACUAGCCCAUGUUACCGUGGGAGCAUUGCAAACCUCUCUGCCCCAGUGCCCAUCUACCCUCCUUCAACUUCUCGUGUCGAUUGUCAAUCAACAGCAGAACCUGUUCCCUCAUAUAUCAAGAAGCUAUUACACAUACCUAUCGGCCCUUCUUACAGAUGGUCAAGCUUCACAAAUCGAUCCUAGUCUGUUUCUCACUGCUGUCAGAAUUCCUUUAGUGGAGCACUCCGAGCAGGGCAGAACUAGCAACGUCUCUAUUCAAGCGUAUGAGGCCUUUGCUCUUUAUUUCUUGACGACGCCCAACAUAGCCAAUCAAGGCGGACUUCUUGAUGGGCUCGCUUCAGUCGUGGAUGUGUCUCUUGUGUCGAGUGCUCUUCUGUCAUCGGCUCUAGCACGAGAUGCAGCGUCAAACGUUGUGGACCAUAUCGGCGCCGAUCGAAAGCUAUGGCUGCUCGCUCACUUCAUUUCGUUGAAUCGUCUUCAACAACGUAGCAGUCAGGAACCUGAAUAUUUGAGGGCUUUAUCUUUACAACUCUCGAGCUCUUCCGGCGAUAUUCUGAGCCGUAUUGAUGUACAAGACCCUGAAGUUCUGCGUGAAAUCACUGAACGUGAGGACGGAGACACGAUUCCUCCCAUACCACUUCCUACGUUCGUGAAGGAUGAACUCCUGUCGUUGGUUAAUCAGUCAAGCAUCACAGGCUUGCUAGCUAAGUUCAACAUAGAUUACGCCAAGGCCUCGACUGCAGGAGAAGAGGAUGCCAGCUUACUUGCGAGCUAUGCGCUGACCCUUCUUAGAAUCUUCCCCCGCCGUGGGGAUGAGAUUCGAAUGUGGCUCUACCUCGGAUCAAUGACUGAACCUAGAGGCCGUCAAAUCCCAGCGCUGAAGUUCUUUUGGCAAGCCAUGAGUUUGACAAAUACAUUUUCUGUCGUCACAGCGGAUUCUAAAGCUGCACUGACUCUGCUAAGACCUCAAACACAAUAUUCAUCAGCUGUAGCAUCGAACGAUUUGUUUAGGGAUCGUGAAUGGCGGACAAUUCUUUUGUUUCUUGAACUCUAUACCUUCGUUCUCAGAUUUACGGAUGACGAAGAGUUCCUGAGUGGGAACAACCUGAAUUUGGGCCAGAUGGACGCCCCAAAUUCUCGGAUUCGCAAAAGCGCUCUUCCAAUCGAAGACGUCAAACACCUUACCAUAUUCUUGAAGAACUUGGCUUUCACCACCUAUUAUAACGCUGCGGAACUUUCUGGCGAUGUUCAGCCAGCAGGGGAAAGUGGUAUUGGAUCGUACUUUGCUACGAGUGUUGUUAAUUCGUCGAGAUUUGAGUCCGAGUCGUCCACGAUCGCCAAAGCUGUUUCAAAUCGACCCUUCGCCGGCAUCGCGGGCAUGACUUUUGAGUAUGUCAGAACAAUUGUGACAGGUGUCAUGCGCAUGCUCUACGAACGAGACUCCCGACGGAGAUUUCUGCCGAAAGAUCACUGGCUCAUGACAUCCCGAUUUGACAUGGAGGGAUUCAUUCCAGCGGUAGUUGCAGAAGAGGAGAGACAACACCAGAUUGGGGAAGAAGGUGAGGAUGAAGACACCGGUAAUGAUCCUCUCUUUGACAUGAGAGGCAGCGGUCUAGUUGGCAUGGCAAGAGACCGACGUGCCCGUCAGAUCGAGAAUCUCAGGAGACAGCAACAGAAGGCAGCUCGUCAAAAAGUCCUCGCGGCAGUAGGGCCAAGACUAGAGGUUCUUCAGCACAUGCCCUUUGUCAUUCCGUUCGAGACUCGUGUUCAGAUCUUUCGCGAGUUCGUGUAUCGAGACCAAUUUCGUAGGCGAGGCGGCAACGUUGAUCCUGACAUUUGGCGCAUGUCCAUCAUACAAGCUCAUGGAGCUCCGCGAACUCAAGGGCCUCAUAGACCCAACCGGACACCGGGCGAGGAACAACUAGGCCCACAUCAUGCGAAGAUCAGGAGAGACCAAGUCUUCGAAGAUGCCUAUGAACAAUUUUUUGAGCUUGGCGAAGGAUUGAAGGAGCCAAUUCAAAUUACCUUCGUCGAUCAAUUUGACACAGUCGAAGCGGGUAUCGAUGGCGGAGGCGUGACCAAAGAAUUUCUGACAAGCGUCACGAAUGAAGCAUUCCGAGCAGAGGAUGGACCUAAUCUGUUCAUCACAAACGAUCAGAAUCUACUUUAUCCAAAUCCGGCAGCUUUAGACGAACGACAAGAACUGUUGAAGCAAGCGGGCUUGAGAGAGUCGUCAACAGAGUGGCGAGAGAACAUCCAUGAGCUCUUAAGACACUACGAGUUCCUUGGCCGGAUAGUUGGAAAGUGUCUUUACGAGGGGAUUCUAGUUGAUAUUGGCUUUGCCGGCUUUUUCCUUCUCAAGUGGGCGGCGGCCGGUGCCACUGGAGCCGAGUCAGGCUAUCGUCCCAACAUCAAUGAUCUCAGGGACCUUGACGAAGGACUAUAUCAAGGUCUGUUGAAACUGAAGAACUAUUCCGGCAACGUUGAAGACUUCUCUCUUGACUUCACAAUCACCGACACAAUAUCACUGCCAGGAGCACCAACCCAGACCAUCGAGAGAGAUCUCAUGCCUAAUGGUUCGAAGACCGCCGUCACCAAUGAGAACCGACUCCUGUAUGUGUCGUGCGUGGCACGACAUCGCUUGCAGAAACAGCCUUACCGCCAGACUCAAGCCUUUCUUAAGGGACUUAGCGAAAUUAUCAACCCGUCUUGGCUGUCCAUGUUUAAUCAGUCUGAGUUGCAGACAUUGAUCGGUGGCGAUUCUUCUGAGAUUGACGUUGCAGACCUGAGACGCAACACUCUCUAUGGUGGUGUAUAUGUCAUUGGUGACGAUGGCCAAGAGCAUCCAACUGUUAAGCUGUUCUGGAAGGUGAUGAAAGCGCUCGACGACUCGGACCGUAGGAAGGUUCUGAAAUACGUUACAUCAACUCCUCGAGCACCUCUUCUCGGCUUCUCCCAAUUGAAUCCUCGAUUCAGUAUUCGAGAUGCUGGCAGUGAUGAAACACGCUUACCUAGCACGAGUACAUGUGUGAACUUGUUAAAGCUUCCGAGAUACUCCACGGAGGAUAUCUUACGACAAAAAUUGCUAUAUGCGGUGAACUCGGGAGCAGGAUUUGACCUUAGUUAAUGGGGUCAUGAGAGGGCGUAUGCAGCGUGCAUUCUAGGCGUUUUAAGAGACUUGGUUGGAAGCGUCUGGUUGGCGGCUAUGAUGAUCACGAUAGAACACGUUGAUGUAACGAUAAAUAGAGAAAUGGCCCAAAUCAAGUAUGCGCUGGUAUCAUGACAGUCUCU
This is a messenger RNA of Mollisia scopiformis, 3974 nucleotides long. RefSeq lists its product as uncharacterized. Gene Ontology annotation, molecular function: protein binding; ubiquitin protein ligase activity. The coding region runs from base 241 to 3810 and encodes 1189 amino acids. The transcript has 3 exons. Gene Ontology annotation, biological process: protein polyubiquitination; ubiquitin-dependent protein catabolic process. NCBI's taxonomy places the organism in Eukaryota, Fungi, Ascomycota, Leotiomycetes, Helotiales, Mollisiaceae. The record is from RefSeq and is a predicted model, not a curated record.